Lycium ferocissimum is the source of this 1593-nucleotide messenger RNA. RefSeq lists its product as uncharacterized. Gene Ontology annotation, molecular function: zinc ion binding; nucleic acid binding. Lineage: Eukaryota; Viridiplantae; Streptophyta; Magnoliopsida; Solanales; Solanaceae. The transcript is spliced from 4 exons. The record is from RefSeq and is a predicted model, not a curated record. Bases 517 to 1377 code for a protein of 286 amino acids.
UUAUCUAUUGCUUUGUACUUGUUUCUCGUAACCCUCUUUUUCUCUCAUAUGCACUUUGCAACAUCCCUAAAUCUACCCUUAAGCACCAGAUCUAUUAUUAACAAGCACACUCUCUUUAAGUCAUUUGAGCUUUCUGUCAGCUAUGGAAACCAUCUCCAUAUGUCUUUGAAGUUGGGACUCUAUUGUCAGCUGUUAUAUGAUAACUAGUGGUUAAUGAUUAUGUGCUGGUGCUGGCAUGUGUGUGUCACAAUAGAUAUGCACUGUACUUAUGAGGAUGUAGCUGGAGAUGAUGUCCUGAAUCAACAAGCUUUUGGUGCUUGUAUAUUGAAUAAUAUCUCUGUAGUGGUGUUUGGAUUUGGUAUUUAAAAUCAAAGGAGUACAGUAAAAAGGUUCAUUUGGACUGAUGUGGUCUUGGAUGUGUGGUUGUGGUGGACAGGGAGGAGGCAGCAGCUGGGUGGUGUUGUGGUGAUAUUUUAGCUGGUCGUUUUUGGUGGUUUAUUUGUGGUGGUUUUGACUAUGAGAUCUGGCAGCAGAAGCCGAAGCAGAAGCAGAAGCAGGAGCCCAAUGAAUAUGAGAUCUGGCAGCAGGAGCAGGAGCAGGAGCCCAAUGGAUCGCAAAAUCCGUACACAACGGUUCUCCUACCGUGAUGCACCAUAUAGACGGGAGCCACGUCGGGGUUACAGUCAGAGCAGUCUCAGUCAGAGCGGUCUCUGCAAGAACUGCAAACGUCCUGGCCAUUUUGCUCGGGAAUGCCCCAAUGUUGCCAUAUGCCAUAAUUGUGGUCUCCCGGGGCAUAUUGCCUCAGAGUGCAGCACAAAAUCUCUUUGUUGGAAUUGCCGAGAACCAGGGCAUAUGGCUGGAAACUGUCCAAAUGAAGGUAUCUGCCACACGUGUGGAAAGGCAGGACAUCGUGCUAGAGACUGCACGGCUCCUCCCCUUCCUCCCGGUGACCUGAAGCUGUGCAAUAACUGCUUCAAGCAAGGCCAUAUUGCAAUGGACUGCACCAAUGACAAGGCGUGCAAAAAUUGUAGGAAGACUGGUCACCUGGCACGUGAUUGUCCAAAUGAUCCUGUGUGCAAUUUAUGUAAUAUAUCCGGUCAUCUGGCUAGAGAUUGCCCCAAGGCUGGUGCUCUUGAAGAAAGGGGUGGUGGAGCUCGUCAUUUUGGUGGAGGUGGAGGUGGAGGAUAUCGCGACAUUGUAUGUCGAAACUGCCAGCAAGUAGGCCAUAUGAGUCGAGAUUGCAUGGCAUUGAUGAUCUGUCACAACUGUGGGGGAAGAGGACAUCUAGCAUAUGAGUGUCCCUCUGGAAGGUUUAUGGACUCUGGAAGAUUUAUGGACCGUGGAGGGUAUAUGGACCGUUUUCCCAGGAGGUACUGAAAGAUAAAAGCCAUGCCAUAUCAAUAGGGUUGACUUGAGAUCACAUCCUGUUCUGCUUAUCUCUUUGAAUGAGAUUUGACAUUUUUUUUUCCAGAAAAUAUCGGAUUUUGAAACUAGUUGCUUUGAGUGUGCGUCUUUACAUCUUUUGAAUGGAUAUGAUGAGACUACUAUUAUGAACAUGGAUUAAUGUGACCAUAGUGAGGUGUUUGCAUUUUA